Pocillopora meandrina is the source of this 1215-nucleotide messenger RNA. NCBI's taxonomy places the organism in Eukaryota, Metazoa, Cnidaria, Anthozoa, Scleractinia, Pocilloporidae. The record is from the annotation of a GenBank genome assembly.
AUGUCUUGUUCCGGCUGUACAAUGAAUCAAACCACUUCUCUAAACGACAACCAAACCGCUACAGGUUCUUCGCUUCUUCCUGAGCCCGAACCUUUCCGAAUUGUCCGUACCGUGGUCGUCAGCCUGUUGCUGGCGUUUGCUCUGGUUGGAAAUUACGUAGUGUGUCGAGCAGUUUGGAGGCAACCAGGCAACAAACCCUUCGCCCAUUACCUCGUAUGCAACUUGGCUUUCGCCGAGAUCCUCAGCACCGUUAGUUUCAUGUUUACAUUUCAUGCCGACGAACCCCCGUGGUCUUGGAAGCUCGGAUUAGCAAUGUGCAAGAUACUGACUCUGGCACAAAUGGCUAGUCUGCUGGUUAUCACAACGACCCUAGCCAUUCUUGCUGUUUACCGCUGUCUUCUCCUCGUCAAGCCACUCGUCACUAAACCAACCCGCCGGCAAAUGCGUUGUAUGAUAAUUUUCACAUGGGUGGGGUCCGUUUUUCUGUCUGUUCCCACGUCAGUUUUUCAUGUCGUGCAAGUGUACGAGGAACAUCGUCUAUGUGAAGAAAUACCUCCCCCGGGUUACGAACGUUUUAAGGAUCUUUAUUCCAUUGUUGUGUUCAUAUUAAAUUUCGCCCUGCCGCUAGCAAUAAUGGCGGUGUCCUAUGCUUUGGUCAGCAAAAAGAUUCGGGAACAUAUCGUUGUUAUUGCAAGGUUGCGGGAUGAGCAGAGCAAAGCUUUUUCUUCAGUUACUAAUCAGUCCACUUUGUACCCGGAGGAUCCUCAAGGAGCCAGCCUGUUUAGUCAAUCUGGGACAGAAAACCGAGAGGAAAUCAAGUUGAUGAACAUCAAAGUUGACACCAAAGAUCUAGGCGUAAAGCCAGAAAAGGAAAAGAAAGAAUCACAAGAAAACGCUUCAUAUUUAAGCGAGGUGCCACCCGUGAACAACAAAACGUUUGAACUGGAGAAUGAUUUAUUACGAAUGGUAUUUGCACUUGUUUUAAUAUUUGUAAUCUGUUACAUUCCUUAUCAAGUUCAAUGGCUUCUGUUUGAGUUCCGGGUAAACGCAUUCAUAAACUGGCCAUAUCGUUAUAUUGUAAGUAAGAGUGUCUUUGCUUUGACAUGCUUUCCUAGUGCCAUGCAUCCGGUUUGUUACGGAAUGAUGAGUAAGUUUUACCACAAAGCGUUUAUCAGAAUUAUAGCCUGUAGAACCUAUAAAAACGGCAACGGUUAA